Molecule: messenger RNA, 947 nt
Organism: Mytilus californianus (California mussel)
Lineage: Eukaryota; Metazoa; Mollusca; Bivalvia; Mytilida; Mytilidae
Product: mitochondrial transcription rescue factor 1-like
Exons: 4
Coding region: 79-750 (223 amino acids)
Molecular function (GO): RNA binding
Source: RefSeq, a predicted model, not a curated record
AUUAUAUUUUUACACAGCGCACCAUGAUUUUUUUGUUUCUCUUCCCGUGCCAUAAACAUCCCCAUUUUAAGUGAAACCAUGUUGAACUUUUCUAAAAUAUUUCGAAUAGUCAGUCGAUACUCAUUACCAUCUGUAGUGUCAAAGAAUUUCACAUAUAAUUUAUGUCAAAGAUCAACACUUUCUUAUUGUUGUUUCAAGAAACUUCAAGGAAUUUCAGCUGAAAAGAAAUCUCAAGACACCUAUAGCUAUUCAAACUUAGUAACACUGUGUUGUCCAACAGUGGAAAGACAUUUUAGUACUACUGAUAACUUGCAAAAAAAGAGAAAAAAGAUUGAACAAGCAGACAAUUCAGAUUCAGAGACUGAUGACAACGAAGACUUGGAAGAAGAGUCAGAUGAAGAAUUUGAGUUAUAUGAAGAGGAUGAAGUAGCAACAACUGAAUUUGUAGAGAAAGAGGUUGUAGUGUCAGCCAUGAGGGUUGAUGCUUUGUUAGCCAAAUCUUUGGGAGAAAGUAGAACGAAAAUGGAUGAGGAGUUUUACACUAAGAAAUUAAGAGUAAACGGAGAAGUUUUCAAAAAUAAAAGUUCAAAGGUUGCCAUAGGAGAUUAUAUAGACAGAAUAGUGGGACAUAAGUUAGGACAUAAUACUGUGCAGCGUGUCCGUGUGUUAAAAAUAAAAGCAAAAAAAACAAAGAAAGGGAAUAGCAAAGUUAUCUGUAGAGUAUGGACCAGUCCAUUUACAAUUAAAUGACAUCUCUAGAGUCUGGACCAGUCCACGUACAAUUAAAUGACAAUAAUUUUACAUAGAAAUCUGGGAUUCAUACCUUAUAUAUUGGUCUCAGUUGAAAAAGAGUUUCAAAAACAUUGAAUUUUAUAGAAAGAAACUUGUCUAUGCUAUCUUUGUCUAAAUGUCAUGUCAGUGUUAUUUAAAUGAGAAAUUCUGUGAAA